Sclerotinia trifoliorum is the source of this 1712-nucleotide messenger RNA. The record is from the annotation of a GenBank genome assembly. Lineage: Eukaryota; Fungi; Ascomycota; Leotiomycetes; Helotiales; Sclerotiniaceae.
GGUGAACAAAAAUAAAUCCGUAAGGCCAAUUAAUUUUCCCCAUUUCCGUAGCCUUGACCCCUCCUACAUUCAUCCCCUCAUUAUCACCAAUGCCCUCCCCCCGUUCACUACCCCCAUCAUUCCUCACCCCUUCAUGGACUGCUCGCCAAUUGCAAUGUCUUUUCCAACGCCGUCACAUAUACCAAAAGACUCGCAAGAACAAUGGAGAUCCCCCGAAACCACAAGGUGAAUCUCUCUUCGGAGCCCGACGUCUCGAUCUUACUCCCCCUAUAAAACCACCCACAUCUCUCUUUGAAGAGCUCUUUCCCGAGGAACAACAAAGACCUCCUCGAUAUACAACCCCAUCAAAACACCUCCAACAUCCUGCACCUUCAAAAUUUCCAAAAUUACCUACCUUUGGCUGGACAUCUAAUAUUGAGACAUUCGAUGAAGCGGAAGUGCGACGACGAGCUGCGGAGAAGGAGAGGAGGGAUUGGAAUUUGGUUGGGAAAGAAAGGGGAAGAGAAGAAGAAGAUGCGGUUCAGAGACUGGAGGCUAGUGUUCUGAUUUUGAAUUGUGCUAGUAAGACGUUGGAGGAGAGUGAUUUUUUUAGGUUGAGUCCAAGGGGUGAACAUAUUGAGGGAUGGACCAGUGGAAUUAUUAAGAGUAACUUGUUUCUUCUCUGUCCUUUUACUUUAAUCUAUGUCCAUUGAUAUAUGUACAAGCUUGCAAGCUUAACUAACUACUCAACUAGUAAUUCCCGGUCGCGAUCCUCAAACCCUCGAAGCUCUAGGUCACUACUUCAUACUCUUCUCCUCGCGCGCUGCAGCCCUUGCCUAUUUUCAUCGCACCAUUGAACUGCACACCCUGUCUCGAACCUACCAACCCAAUAUCGUUCCGCUUCCAGAUGCAUUUCCCUCAAAUCCCAAUCGACCCCCUUCAACCCUUCCCAAUUCAACCAAAGAACUUCAAUCGCUGCUGCGGAAUUUCACCCUCAUCCCUCCUUACACUCGUCUCUCUCUCCGCCUCCUUCAAAAGCCCUAUCGUCCAGCCAUAACUACGCUCUUAAAAACUGGUUCCCCACUCACCCUUACAAACUCUCGCUCUCAAUCUCAAACUCAAGACACAGUCCUUUUUACCAUUACCAUCACAUCCACUGGUCUUAGUUCUUGGGGUCUCCGAGAAAUUCUCGAUAAAGAUGGAAAACGUCGUAACCUGCAUUGGCGUUUCGCUCGCGAAGGAGCCAUCAUUCGGGUUGGCGAAAAAAUAAAUGUCGGAUCCGAAACGGGAUAUCGAGGGGAAAAUAAUAUCGGGAAACAAAAAGCUUAUAAUACAAGCGCAAGAUAUAUAUUAUCAUUUAUGGAUAGAGCGGAGGCUAGAAGGUUUGUCAGGGAGUGGCAUAAAAGGCCUUGUCCUUUGCAAAAGGAGUAUAAAGAGGGUGAUGAACCUCCUCCUAUUGUUAAUGCUGAGAUUAUGUGGUAAAUGUUGAGUAAAGUGGAUAGGGGGGGUAGAGUAGAUAGAGGAGGAAGAGGAGAAAAAGGAAAUACUGGUAUAGGAGAGUAAGAAUCUUUGAGAGAUUCUACAAAAAUGAUAUCGAUAAUAAGUAAUUACUUCUAAACAAGUGAGGUGAAGGAAAUCUUUUUUCGACAUCACCAUACUUGACUGUAUAGCACAACACGUAGACAUGUGACAAUCUUGAGAAUCAGAAGAAACAGAAAGAAUACAUUAGAUGA